UAAUUUAACGUCAUUGCCGAUGAGAUAUUUACAUUCACAUAAUAAUCUGAAGAAACAUUUCGUCUAUAUUCCAGGAGGUCUGCAGAUCGAAUCUUUCGGCUUUGAUUCUUUCAACUAGGAGAGGGUAAGCACCUGCUACAGAUUUUGCGGUUAGUACACAAACUUGUCGGAGUAUAUCGUCAGUCUUUCUCUCGUUUUGCUCAAUUGCCGGCAAAUCGCUACGUAUCGUUUUCUUCCAGAAUAUGUCUGUUUCUAGCCAUUUAAAAUGCUCACGAGAAACGCAACAAUAGAAUUGCAUACUCGAUUCAGACGGGAUUCCUGUUAUCGGUUAUGAAUGCAAGUUAAUAGAUGGAAAUUUAGACAGGAUUGUUAAUUAAUAAGGAAAUGUUUGGACUUUUGCAGAUUGGGGGUUGUAUGUUUCCUGACAUUGUCUGCUGAAGCAUCUUCUGCUUGAAUUUUAAAUUAUUUUUGAACAUUGAGUUAUUAUUCCGGUGCUCUGUCCAAGACUUUUAAUGCCAGAAGUUCAUGGUUGGAUGUCACAAUCUUGCAGAGAUAUUGGUUAAAAAGAAAUGGUGGGUCACGAGAACACAAAUUCUGGUUUUGCACUUCGAGCCAUUCGGGUUGCUGGAGUUCUUCAGUUGCGCAUGGUGCCAGAAAAUCGGGACCAAAUUAAUCAAAGACCAGAAGACGCAAUCAGAAGAGAAAGGAUUGCCAUGGGGAAUUCCCAACCUCAAAACCAUUUUGAUACUGGGGAUAAUAGUGAUGGAAGUUAUGAAGGGUUUAGUAUGGAUGAUUCUUCUGAAGAACCAUUUGGUAUCUUUUUAGGUGAUGCACACGAAGUGGAGCAUUCAAAUGCAAGUAUGGGCAGAAGAGAGAAAAGAGAAGACAUACCUCCUCUGGAACAUGAAGUUGCACAUAUAACAAAAUUGAGUACAGCUCCAAAUGGAAUGCUAUCCAGGGUAUACGGGAAAAACCAGAAGGGCUGUAUUUCAACAUUUUCUAUGCUUGCAGGCAGAGAAGCAAAUGUGUCUGGCAGAGGGAAAUUUAGUGCAGCAGAUCGUUGUCAUGUUGCCAGCAGAUAUAUGCCAACUGGUGGCCCAGUUCAAGUUGAAAAGUUAAACAGUAGAGCCUAUGUGGGACAAUUUUCAAUAGAUGGCUCCCUGUUUGUGGCUGGAUUUCAGGACCGACAUAUAAGAAUAUACAAUGUGGACAAGGGAUGGAAAGUUCAGAAGAAUGUGUCUGCCAGGAGCUUACGUUGGACAGUCACUGACACAGCACUUUCGCCUGAUCAGCGUUAUCUUGUUUAUGCUAGUAUCACACCUGUUGUACAUAUUGUGAAUGUUGGAAGCAGUGGCACUGAAUCAGUAGCAAAUAUCACGGAAAUUCAUGAAGGACUUGACUUCUCCAUAGAUGCAACAGGAGAUCACUCCUUUGGACUUUUUUCUGUUAAAUUUUCAACUGAUGGACGGGAACUUGUAGCUGGCAGCAGUGACAGAUCUAUAUAUGUUUAUGAUCUACAAGCAGACAAACUUGCUUUACAGCUAGAAGCUCACAAGGAUGAUGUCAAUACUGUGGCCUUUGCAGAUGAAACUGGUCACUUAAUUUAUUCUGGAAGUGAUGAUAAGUGCUGCAAGGUUUGGGAUCGCCGAUGCCUUACAUCUAGAGCACGACCAGCAGGGAGUCUGGUUGGGCACUUGGAAGGUAUUACUUUUAUCGAUAGUCGUGGUGAUGGGCGGUACUUUAUCUCCAAUGGAAAAGACCAGACAACUAAGCUCUGGGAUAUUCGCAAAAUGUCAUCUGGAAAUUCUACCCUGAAGUCAAAGAAAGUUCCAAGCUUUCGAUGGGAUUAUCGUUGGAUGGAGUAUCCAGGGAAUGGGAAGGAUUUUAAGCAUCCCUCUGACCAAUCUCUAAUGACAUACAGGGGACAUGCUGUCUUGCGUACACUUGUCCGUUGCUACUUUUCUCCAGUCUUCAGCACUGCUCAAAAAUACAUCUAUACAGGAUCACAUGAUGGUAGUGUUUAUAUAUAUGACGUGGUAACUGGGCACCAAGUUGCAAAACUGGAGUAUCAUUCUUCCACUGUGAGGGAUUGCAGUUGGCAUCCUGUAUAUCCAACACUUGUUAGCUCUUCAUGGGAUGGUGUUGUUGCCAGAUGGGAGCAUCCCACUGGAGAUGAGAGAGAACCUGGAAUAUCAAGAGUUUGCAAGCAAGUAGACGUAUUUUAUGAUUCACACAUUUAAGGCAUUGAAUAUGCUUUGGAAAUGUACAAAGUGCCCUACUAUAUUUCUAUCUAAUCGUCCGUUGAGAGAUUAUACAUUCUCAACGUUGACAAAUUGGGGAAACUUUUUUUACAGGGUGAAGUCAAACUUUACAAUGAAUAAAAGUUGUGGUAGCACAACAGCAAUUAUGCUAAAGAUUUCUCUUUGUUAUACUGUUAAAUCAGAAUAGGGAGGAUGGCUAAGCUAUUAUUUAUUAAGGUUGUUAAUUGUCUUCUCUCUUGGUUUGCUCCUGGCAAACUAUGGUUAGUCCUUGUAGAUGAGUACUUGUGCCUAGCACCGAGGUAAAUCAUACUGAAGUAAUGAAAUAAGAAGUUACUGAUUUCCAUUUGGACGUGUUGGGAUCAGAACUGUAUAAGUUGUAUAACCAAAUGCCUUGUGUAUAUGCAUAUAUCUGCUGAAAUUUCCAGUUGAAUGAGAAGUUUGUUCAACUAUUCAUGAUUGUUGAAUAAUAUGGACUGGCCUCUUGAUUCUUUUUUCAAAUACAUAUUGAGUUUUACUUA
Messenger RNA from Cryptomeria japonica (Japanese cedar), 2779 nucleotides. Its product is annotated as LEC14B homolog. NCBI's taxonomy places the organism in Eukaryota, Viridiplantae, Streptophyta, Pinopsida, Cupressales, Cupressaceae. The coding region runs from base 570 to 2240 and encodes 556 amino acids. The transcript is spliced from 11 exons. Gene Ontology annotation, molecular function: protein binding. Gene Ontology annotation, cellular component: Cul4-RING E3 ubiquitin ligase complex. The record is from RefSeq and is a predicted model, not a curated record. Gene Ontology annotation, biological process: proteasome-mediated ubiquitin-dependent protein catabolic process.